Messenger RNA from Durio zibethinus, 2848 nucleotides. Lineage: Eukaryota; Viridiplantae; Streptophyta; Magnoliopsida; Malvales; Malvaceae. The record is from RefSeq and is a predicted model, not a curated record.
CCAAAAUCCAACUUUCCCUCGAGAAAACGUUUCCUUUUCUCUUUCCUCCUUCGGAAUAGCAACGUCUCUUAUUUUGUCCCUCCAGAAAAGAAAGAAAUCCGGAACCCUCUCUGUUUUGUCUCGAGACUGCGCCGUAAAUGGCGAAGGGUUCGAAACGGAAGGUCAAGGAGGUCGAUGAAUCCAUUGAUUCAGAGUCCGAAACUCAAAACGGAGGUUUGACUACUUUGUUGGAUCCUCAAUCGAAAAAAGCCCGAAAGGUUGUGCCCGACUCCGACCUCUGUUUCGUCGGCCCACCCAUUUCGGCCGGUGAAGCCCGACGACGAUGGCCACUGAGAUAUCAGUCAAACAAUAAGGUUAAGAAGCAGACUGUAACUGAGACUUCAAAUGAUGAGGAGAAAGAGGUACUACAAGCAAGGAAUCAUUAUGCAGAGGCUAUGGUUGAUGGCUGUCUCUACAAAUUGGGUGAUAAUGCUUAUGUUAAGGCGGAAGAUGGCAAUCUUGAUUAUAUUGCUAGAAUUGUUGAAUUGUUUGAAACAAUUGAUUUAGAGUCAUUUUUUAAAGCGCAGUGGUUUUAUAGGGCUGAAGAUACGGUUAUUAACAAGGAUAAUGUCCAUUUGAUUGAUAAGAGACGUGUGUUUCUCUCGGACAUCCAUGAUGACAAUCCAUUGAAAUGUAUCAUAUCCAAAGUAGAAAUUGCUCAAGUUGCAGCAGAUAAUGACUUGGUUGCAAUGGAGAGAAAAAUCCCGCAAUCUGGUUUUUAUUACAAUAUGAAGUAUCCUUAGUCCUUACCGCACUUAACAUUUAAAAAUAUAUUCAUCGAAACUUCAAAAAGAGAUAGUGAUACAUCAUCAGAAGUUUCUGAUGAAUGUGGCUCAAGCGAGUGUGGUUCAAGUAAUACUACUUCAAAAGUUCGGAGGUUUGAUAAGUCACAGAAAUAUUUGCUAGAUUUAUAUUCUGGUUGUGGGGCCAUGUCCACCGGCCUUUGCAUGGGGGCCUCCUUAUCUGGUGUUAAGAUAGUCACAAGGUGGGCUGUCGACAUAAAUUCCUAUUCUUGUAAAAGUUUGCAAUGGAAUCAUCCUGAAACUAAGGUGAGAAAUGAAGCAGCAGAGGAUUUUUUGUGUUUACAAGAGUGGCAAAAGUUAUGCCAAAAGUUCUCAUUGCUUGAAUCAGACAAACCACUUAAAAAUGGUUAUAGUGAAACUAGUGAUGAAGAGAAUAAUGGUGACAAAGGAUAUGAAGAAGAAGAACAAGAACAAGAACAGGAACAAGAAAAAGAAAGAGAAGAUGAUAGUGGCUCUGAUGAUUCCUCUGAAGAAUUUGAAGUUGAGAGAUUAUUGGGUAUUUGUUUUGGUGAUCCUAAUAAAAUGAAGAAGCAGGGAUUGUAUUUUAAGGUGCGUUGGAAAGGUUAUGAUGCAAGUUAUGAUACUUGGGAGCCUAUUAAGGGGUUGAGUAAUUGUCAAGAAAAACUGAAGGAAUUUGUGAACAAAGGGCACAAGUCAAACAUAUUGCCUUUGCCUGGAAGUGUUUAUUUUAUAUGUAGAGGGCCCCCAUGUCAAGGCGUGAGUGGGUUUAAUCGUUUUAGAAACCCAAAUGCACCAUUAGAGGAUGUAAAAAGUAAGCAGUUAGUUGUAUAUAUGGACACUAUAGAGCAUUUAAAACCAAAAUAUGUAUUAAUGGAAAACGUUGUGGACAUAUUGAAGUUUGCUAAGGGUUUUUUGGGACGGUAUGCCAUAGGCCUUUUAGUUUCCAUGAAUUAUCAAGCUAGGAUGGGGACGAUGGCUGCGGGAUCUUAUGGGGUUCCACAGUUUAGAAUGAGGGUUUUUCUGUGGGGUUCGCAUCCUUCAGAGAAAUUGCCUCAAUAUCCAUUGCCAACUCAUGAGGUUAUUGCUAGAGGAGCUGUUCCAAAUGAGUUUGAGGAAAUACAUGUUACAUAUGAUAAAGAAGGUUCUUGUCAGUUGGAAAGCACUCUUAAUCUUGGUGACGCAAUUUCUGAUCUUCCACAAGUUAGCAACGAUGAGAGUCAAGAUCAAAGGAAGUAUGGGGCGACUGCACUUACAGAAUUGCAAAAAUUUAUUAGAUUGCAAAGGAAAGAUGUCAUAAAUUUAGCAGUUGAUGCUCGACAUGCAUCAUCCUCAGGAAUGUUUGAUCAUCAGCCCUUGCAAUUGACUGCUGAUGAUUGUGAACGUGUUUGCCGCAUUCCCAAAAAGAAGGGAGUGAACUUCAGGGACCUACUUGGUGUAGUAGUUAAUGAAAAUAAUACGGUAGAGGGGGACACAACGAUGGACAGAGUGAUGCUCAAAUCUGGGAAACCAUUGGUGCCAGAUUAUACCAUGAAGUUUGUUAAAGGGAGGUCAACCAAGCCAUUUGGUCGUUUGUGGAUGGAUGAAAUUGUUAACACAGUGGUAACAAGGGCUGAACCUCACAAGCAGAACGUCGUUCAUCCUUUCCAAGACAGGGUACUCACAAUCCGCGAGAAUGCCAGAUUACAGGGUUUCCCAGACUGCUAUAAGCUCUUUGGGACUACAAAGGAGAGAUACAUACAAGUUGGAAAUGCGGUUGCUGUUCCAGUUGCUAUUGCAUUGGGAUACGCAUUUGGUUUGGCAUGCCAAGGAUUAUCUGAUGACGAGCCUUUGAUGGCCCUUCCUUUCAAGUUUCCAAAUUGUCUUGCUCGGUCUUCACAAAUGGGAGAUGAUUCUGAUUGAGGAAGUUCCAAGCAAAUACCAUUUGGUACUUUUGCUUGAAUGCGGAAGCACACCACAGUGUCGGUUUCCUUCAACACGAUCGAGCAGCUUCUUUCAUGGUUCCCACUUCCCACUACAUCUUGCUGUUAGAAUGAGAUUAUUAGGUU